AUGCUGCCAACUUUAGCACCUUUAAGAAUUUCAAUGCCUUUGGAGAAACAAGGAAGACCUCCUGUUUCUCCACUACUUCCUCUGGAGGAACGUAAACUACCAGCAAAGAGCUGUGGCAGAACGUCAUCUACUUCAUCUUCAAGAUCUCCAACAGGAAGUGUAGUAGGGACUGUUUAUGACAGUUCCGAUAAGGAAACAUCAUACACAAAAUUUUCAAAACCUAUUUUUGAAGGUAAAAAUGGGAUUAUAUAUAAAGGUAUUUCCAAACUGAAAGAACCAUUAGUACUUAAAUUUUGGAAACAAUCCAGCGACCAAAGUCCUACUUCGUAUAACAUUGACGUACGGGCAGAAUAUGAAAACAUAAAGGCAUGUCUGCAUAAAAACAUCGUUCAAGUUUGUGAUCUCAUACGUGAUAUUAGUAAGGAUAAUGAUAGCGUUGCUGAAGAGGAAGCUGAGUUGAGUGCAUGGAUUCUAGUUUUCCCAUAUUAUCCUAAUGGAGAUUUACUCAAUUAUUUGAGUGUUUUGAGAAAAAAUAAAGUUAUAAUAUCAAAUAAUUUGAAAGAUUCGAUAUUUAAGCAAAUCUUGAAAGGGAUAAUAUAUCUUCAUGGGAAAAAUAUUGUUCAUCGUGAUCUUAAACCAGAAAAUUUCUUAAUUGAUGAUACUGGGUUAAUUAAAAUUGCUGAUUUUGGUUAUAGUUUAAAUUUAAGCAAUGAUGAUUAUAAAGAACAACUUUCAACGAAUACCAGAGAAAUUUAUUGUGGAACCAACAGUUUCAAAGCGCCUGAAUUAUUUGAAAUUGAAUGCAAUUUAUGUGAAGAAACAACCAUGAAGACUAUUGAAACCCUUAAUUAUAAAGCACUUGAUUAUUGGUCAUUGGGUAUGGUUUACUUGAAUAUCUCACUCAUGUUAAUUCCUUGGACUACUGCACUGGUUGAAAAUAGUAGUUAUGCGAAAUUUGAGGCAAAUUAUCCUAAAAAUGAUAUUCUGUUUGGGAACUUAAUCAAAUCAUUUGAGUCACCAAUUAUUCAUAAGACGUUAGCAAAUGAAAACCCAGCGUUGUCACUUUUCAAGAAACUUACAUAUGACUCGCGAAGUUUUAUAUUGAAGCUAUUAAAUCCAAAACCAGCUUUGAGAUUAUCUCCUCAAGAAGUUUUGGCAUCGAAAUGGCUAUGUCAAUGUUAUUCAGAUCCCAAGGAAUUAAUUGAAGUGCUUCAAAAUAUAAAGUGA
Molecule: messenger RNA, 1227 nt
Organism: [Candida] anglica
Lineage: Eukaryota; Fungi; Ascomycota; Pichiomycetes; Serinales; Debaryomycetaceae
Source: the annotation of a GenBank genome assembly